GUAAUUAUUCAUGAAAUGAUGCAUGCCAUUGGUUCUUGGCAUGAACAAUCUCGACAGGACCGAGACAGCUAUAUGACUGUUGUUAUGGAUAAUAUUAUAGAAGAUGCUAAAUCAAACUACUAUAUAAGCCAAACAUAUAAUAAUACUCCAUUUGACCCAUCAUCCAAUGUAAUGUAUGGUUUAUAUGCUUUCUCAAAAAAUGGAGAUAAAACAGAAAUCUUCCAUGACUGGAGACAAGAGUUUCUUGCAGGAACUGGAACAACUCUAAGUUUCUAUGAUAUGGCUGAUGUUACUGCGGCUUAUGGAUGUGCUGAUUCGUGUGUCUCACCACCUACCUGUCAGCACGGAGGAUUUGUUGAUCAAACUUGUUCAUGUGCUUGUCCUCCAGAUUUAACUGGCACUGUUUGUCAACAACUUGAUCAAAGUAGUUACAAUUGUGGAGGUACAAUUAAUUUAGCAGGCGGUAUAACAUCUUUCCUGACUUCACCAAAUUACCCAUCGAAUUAUAACACCGGUUUAAAUUGUAAAUGGUUUAUACAGGGUGAUCCUGGCAACCAUAUUAGAGCAACUGUUACCGAUAUGGAUAUAAGCAAUAACAACAAUGCUUGUUAUCAUUGGAUAGAAAUGGUUUAUGACCUUCUUGCCAACAAAGGUCCAGAGCGAUGCGGUACUACAGACCAUGAAGUCUGGGAUACAACUUCCGAGGGAGAAAUGAAUACAAUGAUCAUCAAAUUUAACAGCUUUGUAGGAAGUGAUAAGGCUACAUCCCGUGGUUUCAACAUAACAUUAGCAUUAAUUGGAACAGGAUGUGAGAAUAAUCCGUGUGUUCAUGGCUCGUGUUACAGUCCAAUGAAUUCAAACACCUAUACCUGUACAUGCAUCCAGGGAUUCAUUGGAACCAACUGCGACGUACCCUCAGUGUAUUCAAUAUUCGAGUGUACUGCAGAAGUUGGUCAUUACUGUAUGUUUGUUCAAUCAACUGAUGAUGAUUUAAACUGGGAGAAAAAAUCAGGUCCAUCGACGAAUUAUAUAGUUAGUGGAUAUGAGGGUAUUACUGGUCCAGGUGGUGCAAAAGAAGGAUUUGUAUAUUUAUAUACAAAGUAUAUAAGUGGCAAAAGGUCAACGGGUGAUAAUGCAGUUAUGUCUACAGAAAUAAAUUUUCCAAAGGUCGAGCGAUGUUUGUCAUUCUGGUAUCACAUGCGCAGUUAUUAUGAAUCAAGUAUGGGGACUUUACGGAUUACAAUGACAGAUGAUACUAAUAAAGAAACGUUAUUAUUUACCCGAUCGGGUGAUCAGGGCGUAAAAUGGCUACAAGCAAAAAUAGACAUACCAGCUGUUGAUAAUUUGAAGAUUAUAGUUAACGGAACCAUAGGGAUUCCCUAUAUGGUAGAAAUGGCUCUAGAUGGUAUUUUCUUGGUUCCUGGCACCUGUGCAAGUCCUCUGCCAACACCCGCUCUAACUACACAAACCACAACAACUACUCCGACCACCACAACAACUCUUCCGACCACAACAACUACUCUGACCUCAACAACCACUCCGACCACAACGACUACUCCGACCACAACAACCACUCCGACUACAACAACUACUCCGACAACUACAACUACUCCGACCACAACAACUACUCCGACCACAACGACCACUCCGACUACAACAACUAAUCCGACCACAACUACUCCGACCACAACGACCACUCCGACUACAACAACUACUCCUACCACAACAACUACUCCAACUAAAACAACUACUCCGACUACAACAAUCACUCCGACAACUACAUCUACUCCGACCACAACAACAACUCCGACCACAACAACUACUCCAACCACACAGACCACUCCGACCACAACGACCACUCCGACUACAACAACUACUCCUACCACAACAACUACUCCAACUACAACAACUACUUCGACUACAACAACUACUCCGACUACAACAACCACUCCGACAACUACAACUACUCCGACUACAGCAACAACUCCGACCACAACAACUACUCCGACCACAAAGACCACUCCGACUACAACAACUACUCCAACUACAACAACUACUUCGACUACAACAACUACUCCGACUACAACAACCACUCCGACAACUACAACUACUCCGACCACAACAACAACUCCGACCACAACAACUACUCCGACCACAACGACCACUCCGACUACAACAACUACUCCUACCACAACAACUACUCCAACUACAACAACUACUUCGACUACAACAACUACUCCGACUACAACAACCACUCCUACCACAACAACUACUCCAACUACAACAACUACUUCGACUACAACAACUACUCCGACUACAAUAACCACUCCGACAACUACAACUACUCCGACCACAACAACUACUCCGACCACAACAACAACUUCGUCCACAACAACUACUCCGACCACUACAACUACUUCGACCACAUCAACAACUCCGACGACUACAACUUCUCCGACCACAACAACUGUUCCGACCACAACAACAUUUCUUUCGACCACUUCGACACCAGCUCCUACAUGUUCCAAAGUCAUUGAAUGUGGAUUUGAGCAAGGACAAACAUGUGCAUUCGAAAAUACUAAUGGCGACGAUUUCAACUGGACUUUAUAUAAAUCUGGCUCAACAUCUACCACAGACACUGGUCCUUCGUCUGCACAUAGUGGUAACCAAUAUGCCUAUAUUGAGGUCAAUGGUCAAGGACAGGACUCUUAUGCCUUUUUGAGCUCAAGGAAUACUAACCUGUUCUCUUCUUCGUUUUGCCUCAGGUUUUAUUAUCACAUGUAUGGCCAACAUAUCGGAUAUCUAGCAGUGUACUCACAAACACGCAACUCGAACUGGUGGUCCAAACCUUGGACUAGGUCCGGAAAUCAAGGAAAUCAAUGGAUAAAAGCCAGUGUGGAUAUUACUGGUAAUAUAACGUCAGGCAUUGUUAUUGAUAUCGAGGCUUCGAAAGGAGGUUCUGGUAAUAACGGUGAUAUUGCAAUUGAUGAUAUAACAUUGUGUACCGGUUCUUGUACUCCAACCACAACAACUACUCCAACCACAACAACUACUCCGACCACAACAACUACUCCAACGACAACAACUACUCCGACUACAACAACAACUCCAACCACAACAACUACUCCGACCACAACAACUACUCCAACGACAACAACUACUCCGACUACAACAACUUCUCCGACCACUACAACCACGCCGACCACAACAACUACUCCAACAACUACUCCAACAGUUCCUACAUGUUCCAACGUCAUUGAAUGUGGAUUUGAACAAGGACAAACAUGUGCAUUCGAAAAUACUAAUGACGAAGACGAAUUCGACUGGACUUUAUAUAAAUCUGGCUCAACAUUUACCACAAACACUGGUCCUUCGGCUGCACACAGUGGUAACCAAUAUGCCUAUAUUGAGGUAGAUGGUCAAGGACAGGACUCUUAUGCCUUUUUGAGCUCAAGGAAUACUAACCUGUUCUCUUCUUCCUAUUGCCUCAGAUUUUAUUAUCACAUGUAUGGCCAAAAUAUCGGAAAAUUAAAAGUGUACUCACAAAAACGCAACUCGAGCUGGUGGUCCAUUCCUUGGACUCGGUCCGGAAAUCAAGGAAAUCAAUGGAUAAAAGGUAGUGUGGAUAUUACUGGAAAUAUAGACCUAGGCAUUGUUAUUGAGUUUGAGGCUACGAAAGGAAGGUCUGGUAAUAAUGGUGAUAUUGCAAUUGAUGAUAUAACAUUGUGUGCCGGUUCUUGUAAUUAACGUAUUACACUUCUCGAUAUUGUGUGAGCUGAAAUUUCACACUAUUAUAAUUACUAUCUGUUCUAGAAAGGUACCCGAUAGUCCAGUUUAUAUUGCUCGAAAUUCUCCUUUUAAUUCUUUUUUUUUCUAUCGAAUUAUAUGUACUAAAAACCUUUAGUCGAAACAAACAGUGUUUAUAGUUUUUAAUGAAAUUUUUCUUCGUGCAUCUAUAUUUUAGA
This is a messenger RNA of Mytilus trossulus (common blue mussel), 3965 nucleotides long. RefSeq names its product mucin-2-like. Gene Ontology annotation, molecular function: metalloendopeptidase activity. The transcript has 20 exons. Lineage: Eukaryota; Metazoa; Mollusca; Bivalvia; Mytilida; Mytilidae. The record is from RefSeq and is a predicted model, not a curated record. Gene Ontology annotation, biological process: proteolysis. The coding region runs from base 16 to 3747 and encodes 1243 amino acids. Gene Ontology annotation, cellular component: membrane.